AUGGGGAACCGCAGCGCUGCGGACGCGGGUGGGCUGCUGGUGGGGCGCGGGCCGGGCUCAGGGGCCCCGGUGACGGCUGCGGGGCUAGGGGGGCCGGGCGCGGCGGCGCUGGCGGGGGGCGUGCUGCUCAUUGGCGCGGUGCUAGCGGGGAACUCGCUAGUGUGCGUGAGCGUGGCCGCCGAGCGUGCCCUGCAGACGCCCACCAAUUACUUUAUCGUGAGCCUGGCUGCCGCUGACCUCUUACUCGCCCUCCUGGUGCUGCCGCUCUUCGUCUACUCCGAGGUGCAGGGCGGUGCGUGGCUGCUGAGCCCGGGCCUCUGCGACGCCCUCAUGGCCAUGGACGUCAUGCUGUGCACCGCCUCCAUCUUCAACUUGUGCGCCAUAAGCGUGGACAGGUUCGUGGCUGUGGCCGUGCCGCUGCGCUACAACCGCCAGGGUGGAGGCCGGCGACAGCUGCUCCUCAUUGGCGCCACGUGGAUGCUGUCCGCGGCGGUGGCGGCGCCCGUGCUGUGUGGCCUCAACGACGUGCGCGGCCGCGACCCCGCCGUGUGCCGCCUAGAGGACCGCGACUAUGUGGUCUAUUCGUCCGUGUGCUCCUUCUUCCUACCCUGCCCGCUCAUGCUGCUGCUCUACUGGGCCACCUUCCGCGGCCUGCGACGCUGGGAGGCGGCCCGGCGCGCCAAGCUGCACGGCCGCGCGCCCAGAAGGCCCAGCGGCCCCGGGCCCCCGGCCCCCGCUCCCGGAUCGCCCCAGGACCCCUGCGACCCCGACUGUCCGCCCCCGGCGCCGGGCCCUUCCCAGGACCCCUGCGACCCCGACUGUUCGCCCCCUGACGCCACCUUGGCCGCGACACUCCCGCCCCAGACCCAGCCGCAGGUCCCCAGGAGGCAGCGAGCCAAGAUCACCGGCCGGGAGCGCAAGGCCAUGAGGGUUCUGCCGGUGGUGGUCGGGGCCUUUCUGGUAUGCUGGACGCCCUUCUUCGUGGUGCACAUCACGCGGGCGCUGUGUCCCGCCUGCUCAGUACCCGCGCGGCUGGUCAGCGCCGUCACCUGGCUGGGCUACGUCAACAGCGCCCUCAACCCUGUCAUCUACACCGUCUUCAAUGCCGAGUUCCGACACGUCUUCCGCAAGGCCCUGCGGGUCUGCUGCUAG
Molecule: messenger RNA, 1152 nt
Organism: Otolemur garnettii (small-eared galago)
Lineage: Eukaryota; Metazoa; Chordata; Mammalia; Primates; Galagidae
Gene: DRD4
Product: dopamine receptor D4
Exons: 4
Coding region: 1-1152 (383 amino acids)
Biological process (GO): adenylate cyclase-activating adrenergic receptor signaling pathway; adenylate cyclase-inhibiting dopamine receptor signaling pathway
Cellular component (GO): plasma membrane
Molecular function (GO): G protein-coupled receptor activity; dopamine neurotransmitter receptor activity, coupled via Gi/Go
Source: RefSeq, a predicted model, not a curated record